Molecule: messenger RNA, 4236 nt
Organism: Siniperca chuatsi (mandarin fish)
Lineage: Eukaryota; Metazoa; Chordata; Actinopteri; Centrarchiformes; Sinipercidae
Gene: lrrc32
Product: leucine rich repeat containing 32
Exons: 4
Coding region: 272-2290 (672 amino acids)
Cellular component (GO): extracellular matrix
Molecular function (GO): protein binding
Source: RefSeq, a predicted model, not a curated record
CAGUGGGAGGGGGGAAGAGGGCCGAGCGAUGCAGGAUAUUCUCACAGGAUGUGAUGGCUGGACAGCAGCCGGAGCUGUGCGUUGUGGAGGGAAGAGUCAGCUGAGAGGAGCUUUUGGCUUGUGGUGUUUGCUUGGUUACUAUCGAUCUGUGAGUGGGUGGGUGUGUGCGCUGAGGAUGUGAAAUCAACAUGGUCAGGAGACACUGCGAAGAUUAGUCAUAAGCUGAAAGUGAGGUAAAUGUUCAGCUCUCUAAAAAGCAUGUUGUUGUCGCAUGGAUUUGGUUUUGGGAAGCCUUGGACUGGACUGUGGGACCAGAUGCUGCUCGUUGGACUCUACUGAAGCAAAAAGUAAAGACACCAUGGCCGCUUUCCAGCUGCUCUUCCCGCUGUUGGCCAGCUGCGUGGCGGCAUCCUCUCCUCCUUCCCGCCACCUCCCUCCAUGCCAAGUUGUCCAGAUGGAUGUGUUUUGCAGCAAUCUGAGCCUUAGAAGCGCCCCAGUCAACCUUCCUCGUGGCGUCCAAAUGCUGGACCUUUCUCGUAACCAGGUGCAAAAUCUCACCCGGGAAACUCUCGCGUAUCACACCGGCUUCCAUCAUCUGAAUCUUCACUCCAACAAGAUCCACUUCAUCCAGCCGGGACUCUUCAAAGACAUGACUGAUCUAAAAGUCCUGGAUCUGUCCAGGAAUCAUUUGAAUGUUUUCUCUCUCUCCAAAAUCAACAUUGGGCCUCUUACAGCUGUAGAGUCACUUGAUCUUUCAAGCAAUGGGCUAUACACAGGAAUGUCUGACUAUUUCCUGGCUGAUUCUCCAUCGCUGGCAAACCUCUCUCUCAACAGCAAUAGCAUCACCAAAAUAGCACAAAAUACUUUCAGUGGAGCCUUGUCCUUGACAAAAAUCAGCCUCCACAAUAACGUCAUCUUGGAGAUUGAAGAUGGAGCUUUUGACUCCUUGGAUCGUCUGACUGAACUCGAUUUGUCCAAGAACUCAAUCACGUGCAUCACUGACUUCAAUCUCUGCAAUUUAAAAGUGCUCAAUCUCAGCAAGAACAGCAUGGAGCUUUUCCAAAGCACGAGAUCAACUGAUUUGUAUAAACUUCUCCGUCUUGAUCUGAGUGAAAACAAAAUGCUGUACUUUCCUCUUCUGCCAAGAAAAAACAUGCUUGAAUACCUGGAUGUUUCACGAAACCAACUUCAGAGCAUCAACGUCACAGGAAAUCCUGAAAAAAAUACAAACGUAUUUUUAAAUGACCUGAGAUACCUGGACAUGAGUUACAACCAACUCAAAAGCAUACCAGAGUCCUUUUUUUACUGUAUGGGAUCCCUUGAGGUCCUGAAUGUGAGCAAUAACUGUAUCGGCUCGUUUUCUAUCACUGAUGAACGUCUUCUACAGACAGUGAAAAUUAUCAAUCUCAGCUAUAAUUCGCUGCAGAGCCUGACAUUUGGGGAAAACGCCCUGCAAUCGCUGGAAAAGCUCUUCUUACAAGGAAACGACCUCACCACCCUGGACCAUCAAAUAUUUCAAAGACUUCCAAGUAUCAAACACCUGCAGCUCCAGCAGAAUAAUCUGGAAAUCUGUGCCUUGGACCAAAACCAUCGGGGUCCUCCAGAUUGUGUCUCCUUUUCUUCCAUACCAAACUUGCAGUUCCUGUACCUCUCUGAAAACAAUCUGAGGACUCUGCCUGCGAACGCAUUUGCCAACACCCCUCUGAAGUUACUGGACUUGUCCCUGAACCCUGGCUUAGACAUGGACAAAGACUCCCUCUCUGGUCUCGAGUAUUCCCUGGUUCACCUCCUCCUGAGGGAAAACAACAUUUCCAGUCUAAACACAGACCUCUCCUCGCUGAGGAGUCUCAAAGAUGUAGACCUGUCCACCAACCACCUGACCAUUCUACCUAUGUGGAUCAAAGAGUCCUCCAUUGAGUCGCUAAACCUGCAGAACAACAACCUGGUCACCCUGGAGUACAGCACCAUGCUCGCUCUGGAGCACUCACUAAAAACCCUCUACAUGGGCUCCAACCCUCUGAGCUGCUGCAGCAACCUCGGCUUCCUCCACAUGGUCCAGCACUCAGCCGUGGUCGUCCCCGACAUCGAGACUGUGACCUGCGUUCACGAGGAAUAUUCAGAACCGGUCAACAUCGAGAAGGUGACCCAGGAAAUGUGUCAUAGAUCAGGCAUCCAUAACUAUAUUAUCGUUGUUGUAGUGAUAGCGUUACUUGUGAUGAUCUUGCUGGGGCUGCUGGUUAGAUGUUGCCACACAAGGAAACGAAAGCACAACCGAAGCUUUAGCGCGUAAUGUGAAUGAACAGUGCACAUGCAGGACCAUGAAGGAAUUUAUAUUUGAGACUUUUCAAAUUUCUCUUCAUGAGAAGGUUGCUGGUUUUAACCAGAGACAGUAGGAAAAAAAUGAAUGUAGUAUCUGUGAUAUCAUCCAAAGUCUUCUGAAGGGACAAUUUAAAGCCCUGAUUUGGUCUGGCAUUUGGUCAAAGGGGAAGAAGCCUGAGUGAAGCUGAGAUGGGACUUGCAAGAUUGCUGACUGACGAAAACAUGUGCCAUAAUAUCCCCUAAAUGAAGACAGUACAAUAGACAAACUAUUGAAGCACUUCUUGUGGAAAAUAUUCUCCUUGUAUUUCAAAAGAGAAGUUUGAACUUUUUAAAUGGACUUCUGAAAGAAGUUUCUUGCAGUCAGUAUCUACAGUAGUGGCUGUUUGAGGAACUUCAACUUUAGAGCCUUAUGGCUAAAGCAGGGGUGUUUCCUGCUUGGUUUUAAUAUCAAGCCACAUGCAUCGGUUUACUGAAUGUAAAAGGAAAAUUCCACACUAAAACACUGUAGACCAUUUUCUCCACUGACAGACCAGACUGAAAUGCAGCAAUUAAAUGUUAACGGAUUUUUUUGUAAAAAUGCGCUUAUUUGCUUUCUUGCUGAACGUUAUAUGAGAAGAUUGAUACAACUCUCACGUAUGUCGGUGCGCUACAUAUAAAGCUAUAGGCAGCAGCCAGUUAGCUUAGCUUAAAGACUGGAAACAGAGGGAAACCGCUGUCCUGGCUCUUUCCAAAGGUAACAAAAUCCACCUACCAACACCUCUAAAGCUCACUAAUUUACACAUUAUAUCUUGUUUGUUUCAUUUGUACACAGUAACUCAGUAACUCCAGAAAGUUACUGCGCCGGGUCAAGAAAUAGUCUGGCACAUAACCCCCGUAAAACCACAAUGUGUCGUUCUUUUCAAUAAACGAACAAGAUAUAAUGUGUUAAUUUGUGAGUUUUAGAGCUGCUGGUAGGCAGAUUUUUAUUACCUUUAGACUGAGCUAAGCUAGCUGUUUCCCAUUGUUUCCAGUCUUUAUGCUAAGCUAAGCUAACUGGCAGCAGCUUUGUAUUUACCAUACAGGUACGACAGAGGUAUCAAUCUUCUCAUGUAACUUUCAGCAAGAAAGCAAAUGCGCGUAUUUUAGGGUUGAGUGAGGGGUUCUCGAAAAUGAAGAUAAACCAGUGAGUGAGACAGAGAAAGAUAAAUCAGAUUUAGGUAGAGUGUCGACACUGGAACAAAGUCAGAUGUCACGCAGUGACGUUCAGUGUAUCUGAGAGUGGAAUUUCCUUUAAGCUAAAAAUAAAGAACAUUACACUACAAAAGGUCAUGAAACAAAAUGCUCUAUUCACAGAUGAUGAAGUAUGAUCAGAAAGUAUAUGAAGGUUAAGGGUCAUCUGAGAUGUCCAAAGGAGUUUUUAUAAAGCCGUCCCUUUACCCUUUAUGUAGUUUGCACUUUAAAUGUCCUCUUGUUUGUGUGAUUGUAUCUUAUUCUGUGACUGUUAACACUAAGAAAUGAAUUAUUGUUUUACUAUAAAAACAGUAUGUUUUCUGUAUUGAUCCCAGGCCUGUGGUGUUCCCCCCAUUCACAACAUCUAUUAAUCUGACAUGAAAAUGUUUCAAUACCCUUUAGAGAGGAAGUUGAAAGCUGAACUAAGCACUGAAAUUAAUAACUGUGAUACUCUGAUAUUGAAGUACAAUAUACAUACUGUAUUUUUCUAAAGAAAUAAAUUAAUAUGAAAUCCAGCGCUGUUAUGUAGCGGGCUACACUGGGAUCCACAGUUUCAUACUAAUUUAAUGUGCUUGAUCCUAAAAUAAUAAGAAUUAUUAUAAUAAUAAUUGUUAUUAUCUACAAGUCAAGCUGAUUUGUAACUUCUCAUCCAGUGAUGUUAUUUUGUAAUGUAAGCAAUAUUUUGUACCAAAUAAAUUUUCACUUAAA